This is a messenger RNA of Wyeomyia smithii (pitcher-plant mosquito), 2025 nucleotides long. RefSeq names its product STE20-related kinase adapter protein alpha (gene Stlk). The transcript is spliced from 4 exons. Gene Ontology annotation, molecular function: protein serine/threonine kinase activator activity; protein kinase activity; ATP binding. Gene Ontology annotation, biological process: protein phosphorylation. The record is from RefSeq and is a predicted model, not a curated record. NCBI's taxonomy places the organism in Eukaryota, Metazoa, Arthropoda, Insecta, Diptera, Culicidae. Bases 284 to 1366 code for a protein of 360 amino acids.
GUGAGGAAACCAAAAUAUUUGUUUUUCUACUUACAAAAAGAAAAGAAAACAGUAAGCAACCUCGUCUUUUCGAACGCGAUUCAAAAAAUAUUUGUGUUAUUUUUAUUUCAACGAAAGAUAGUAAAAUAUAAUGAAACCACAAUAAAACUGAAACGAUAUUGCAACCGUAUUAUCUUCAAAUUUAUCGGAAAAUACUUUUGCUAGCGGAACAGAUUCUUGUUUAUAUUCUUAAUACACUGCUGGACGAAAAUUGCCCACCAAUUACUGUUCCUAUUCGGGUGCAAUGUUCAACCAUGACCUUCGUAGUUAUGACCUGAAGGUAGAACUGGCAAAAUGCUUCAACGGAAACGGAAUUGUCUAUCUUGGACAAUAUAUUCCUUCAAAAGAACAUGUAGCAAUAAAAAAAUUUCUCAUGGAAAACAUACGAAACGAUUUUAAUCUUAUAAUGGAAGAAGCGAAACACAUGCGCGAGUUUGACCAUCCAAACAUUCUCAGUUACUAUACGGCCUUUGUACAUACCUUAGAUUUGUACUUCAUACUACCAUUGAUGUGUUACGGUUCCUGCCGCGAUACGAUGAGUAAUUACUUCGAAACGGGAUUUCCGGAAAUUCUGUUAGUUUGCAUUUUAAAAGAUGUGACUAACGGGUUGGAAUAUCUGCAUCGGAAAGGUUAUAUCCAUCGGUCCAUCCGAGCUAGUCACAUAUUCCUAAACGAAUCACGAGCCAUUAUCGGUGGCUUUCGCGUAUGCACCAACUUUCUUGGCGAAGGAAAACGUGUGAAAAACCUUCACGAGCUUCCGCCUCAUUCAACCAAAAGUCUCAACUGGUUAGCUCCUGAGGUGUUGGCCCAAAAUUUAUUAGGGUAUACAGAAAAGUCUGACAUAUACAGCCUAGGAAUCACGACCUGUGAGCUAGCAAAUGGGGUGGAACCCUUUAGCAACUUUCAGACCACGCUUAUGCUGACGGAAAAGAUGCGAGGUUAUCAGCCACUACUCCUAGACUGCACCACUAUUCCCAGUGAGGAAGUGUUCGCUCAAGCGAUGGAUUCCGGUGUCGGCGAUAGCGGUUCGACGCAAACAAGGCAAAUCUACUCGCGCAGACAAUUUACUGACGCGCUUCACAAAUUUGCCGAACUGUGUUUGAUAUCGGAUCCAAAUGAGCGAGCGAGUGCGACGGAACUGCUUGGUCAUCCUGUUUUCAAACAAUGCAAGUACACCAGCAUUCGGGAGCAAUUCACAGCAUGCGACAUUGAGACAGCCGACUUCAAUACCAUCAAAGACUACGAUCUCAACCUAUCCAAUGAAUUCUCAGGAAUGUCGAUGGACACGAGUGAAAGUAAUUUCGAAUGGGACUUUGAAGUAUCAUAAACAUCACUAUAUGAUACACCGAUAGCCCCUCUACCGUCAAAACUGUUUGUUAGCGUUAAUCGUUAUUUUUACAGGCGUCUAGAUAUUUGUUAAAGCGCCAUAACAGAAAGGUUGUCGGAAAAACAAUUCAAAGUAUUAAAAUAAAACUUCCGAAGAUAUCAGUGUAUAAGUUACGUUUUUAUUACUGAAAUUAAAAUAUAAUAAAAAUUUGACAUAGGUAUUUUUACUAUUGUUUAACUUCUGUUUUCAGAACCAGCUAGAAAUGCAUUUAAAUGUUUCACUAUAGUCGCUCGAUAUGCCAGAAAGUAUCUUACGUGCAAAACCAAAUUCGAAAUAGCGGAGGAUUAGGCGGUAAAUAAUACUUUAACCUUUUCAAAAUUUGACAUUGUAGCAAAAAUUAAUGGUAGCUUGUAUCUAAAACUUCAAACAACAUCGCAUGUGGCCAAUGAAGUCACCUGCCGAAUUGAAGUUAAAAUGCCUUACGUACGGUGUUCAUAGUAACUAUGCUCUAAAUGGAAACGAUACAUUCCAAUUUUUUUCGAUGGUUGUCCCUCUAAGUAUGAUUAUUGUUAUUCAAUUCCACGUGGAAUUGGGCACAAAUUCUUGUGUAUUUUAAAAGCAGGAAAUUUAAAAACAUGGUGGAUUUGUUGAAAAAUGCA